AUGCCUCCAUCUAGUCACCUUUCCAUGCGGGCCUCGUGUGAUCGCUGCCGGUUCCACAAGCUCAAGUGCGUUCUCAGCUCCGAAGAAAGUCCCAGCAGACAUGAGUGUGCACGAUGCAUCCGGGCCAAGGUCAAAUGCGUGUACAGCCCGAGGGCGCCAGCAAGACGCCGGAAGAUCGUAGUUUCUGAGAAGACCUCUCAGACUUUUAGCUGUGAGGGUUUUGGCCCUCCCACGCCGUUGACUGACUCUCCUAGUACUGGGGAGGAAGACUUUGGCGAUGCGGCUCUCUCACACAGCCAUGCCUACUCAUUGUUUACCUUCGACAGUCCCGCACUGGAUCAGCCAGUAGUGCCAGCAUUGAGUACUGCAGGGCAGGUUGUCUCCGACACAGCACUACACGAAUCCCUCUUCGGCUCGCAUACACCACAGUCUGUCCUACAGCAAGUCGGCCAAGAUCUCAGGUUUGGCCUAUCGACCACCCACCCACCAUCCAUGUGCGAGAGUCAACAGCUACAGGCCCACAUCCACCUCGUAAAACCCCCCACCACCACAGCCACUCGAAUCUCGAAUCUUGUGGCCGAAAUCCAUAAGACACUAGCCUUACUACCGGAUAACUGCCGCGGUAGCAGAUAUCCCAACUUCAACUUGCGCGAGUACCCAGUCGGUACCGUUUUGCACCUAGCCCAGGACCUCAUUGACAUCGUCUCCAAGUUUAAACCCGCCUCUGAGGCACCCACAACACCAGAUAUAUCCACCUCCCUCACAACAUUGGCACAUUACACGACAGCAUCGUCGACUGGUGGCGACUCGGCCAUCUCAACCUUGCUCAAUCAAGAAUUCUACCCGGACCUCAUAUCUCCUGACCCGACGCUCUCAUCCACAUCUUGUGUCCAUGACAACGUCAUGGACACCCCAACCAAGCUCCUGGCUAUGGGCUGCUACUUCUCCCUAAGGCGACUCUAUUACGUAGUAUUCACGCAUUUUGAAGGUUAUCUAAGCACGAAGCAGCAAGCGCCAUCCUCUCGUGGACAACUGGCGGAUAAUUUAGCCAAGGGGAGGGAGCUUCAGGUCGGCGAGCUGCUCUCUACGGAUGAGAUGUGUAGCAGUAUUAAGACGGCGGUCAGGCUUAUGUUAGAAGUACUGCAGUGUGCAGAUAACGUUCUCAGCAUCCUUGAAGUUGUGGGCACUGAAUUUGAUGGGCUGGGAAGCAAACUCGUUACCGAGGGUGAGGCUGUUGAGAUUCUCACCCUAAUUGACUCUCCUAACCCCAUCGGUCUCGGCAAGCUUCCAAAGCGCAUGUACGACUUCCUAGAGAACUUGGGCAUCUUCGGUGCCUUCGAGAUGGGCGCGGAGACUAAGGCCCCGCUGGACUAG
This is a messenger RNA of Penicillium crustosum, 1374 nucleotides long. RefSeq names its product Zn(II)2Cys6 transcription factor domain-containing protein. The transcript is spliced from 3 exons. Bases 1 to 1374 code for a protein of 457 amino acids. Gene Ontology annotation, molecular function: zinc ion binding; DNA-binding transcription factor activity, RNA polymerase II-specific. The record is from RefSeq and is a predicted model, not a curated record. NCBI's taxonomy places the organism in Eukaryota, Fungi, Ascomycota, Eurotiomycetes, Eurotiales, Aspergillaceae. Gene Ontology annotation, biological process: regulation of DNA-templated transcription.